AUGAAUUAAUCUUAGUAGAAUAAAAAAUAAGGAGGCGGACCUCCAACUAAAGAAGUGCAAAAGCUUAGCCCUAAUAUGGUUGUAUAAGUAGUUUCUGCUUAGAUACAUAAAAGAAACCAAAGUUAAGGAAAAAAAGAUGCUUUCAUUUUAUUAAGACUAGGUAAUUAAGCUUAACAAACAUCAGUAGGCAAUGAUUAAGGAUAAUUUGUAUCAUGGAAUUAAGAUUAAACAUUUUUAUUUUACCAUGCAAAGGAAGAUAAGUUGAUCUGUGAAUUAAGAGAAGAUGAUCAUAAAAGUGCAGAUAAUUUUAUAGGAUCAGUAGAAAUAUAAACUUAAGAUUUAAUAAAUAAUAAGAGCUUUUAAGGAGAAAAAAAAUAUGUAGCAUAUGACAAAGGCUAAUAAACAGUAGCUGAUAUCACAUUAAAUAUUAAAUAUGAUUCUGCCAUAUAAAUUGACUCUUAAAAGAACUAAUAAUAAUUAUAAGAUGCAUUUAAGCAACAGUAGCAAAUAUCCGAAUAAAAUUACUAAAUUCGUAAAAAAUAUUAAAUGGAACAAUCUUAAAGCUAGGAAUAAAUAAGCCAAUCAUAGUUUGUUAAUAACAGCUAAGUGAGGAAAUAAAAUCCUAACAUAGUUGUAUAAAUUUUAUCUGCUUAAAUAGCAUAAAAUUUUGAGGAAGAAAAAGGUAAAAUGGAUCCUUAUUUUAUUAUGAAAAUGGGUGAAUAACAAUUUAGGACCAUUACAGCAAAAGAUUAAGGGUAGAAUCCAAAGUGGAAUGAAGGAGCAAAACAUGGUUUUAUCAGAAAUGAUGAAAACUAAAUAAUAUUAGAGCUAUGGGAAGAAGAUGAGAAGUCAUAAGAUGACUAUCUUGGAUAGGCCCAUGUCGAUAUCAAAUAGCUAAUAUCUGAAUAACCUCCUUAAAAUGAAUACAUAAUUUAUAAUAAUAAUAAUAUAUAAAUAGGUGUAGUUCAAUUACUAAUACAAAUAGAUAUGGCUUCAAUAAAAAAAAAAGAUGAUUCUAAUAAGAGUAAAGCAAAUGUUAAUUAAAGUAAGCAGUUCAACGUUUAAUCCCUAUCAGGAUUAGGAUUACAAAAGUUAGAUGCUAGCAGAACAAUUACGAAAGAAGAACUGAAUUAAAAAACAAAAGAAAUAUAGGAUAGAUUAAAUAAUAUAUAAGUCAAGCUAAGACCUUAGCCUUUAGUAACUUACAUUGAAGAUAAUGUUCAUAAAGCUUUGUUAGAAGGAAUGAAAAAGUUAGCAAAAGAAAGACCAACUAAUCCAAUAAGAGAAUUAGGAAUGUUUUUAAUAAAUUACAAUGAAGCAUCUUAAGAUUAAAAAACCCAUUAAAACUGA
This is a messenger RNA of Tetrahymena thermophila SB210, 1350 nucleotides long. RefSeq names its product Dpy-30 motif protein. The record is from RefSeq and is a predicted model, not a curated record. The transcript is spliced from 4 exons. Lineage: Eukaryota; Ciliophora; Oligohymenophorea; Hymenostomatida; Tetrahymenidae.